Tinamus guttatus (white-throated tinamou) is the source of this 556-nucleotide messenger RNA. RefSeq names its product centrosomal protein 19 (gene CEP19). The record is from RefSeq and is a predicted model, not a curated record. Gene Ontology annotation, biological process: microtubule anchoring at centrosome; trans-Golgi to periciliary membrane compartment transport. Gene Ontology annotation, cellular component: ciliary basal body; centrosome; spindle pole. NCBI's taxonomy places the organism in Eukaryota, Metazoa, Chordata, Aves, Tinamiformes, Tinamidae.
CUUCAGCCAGUAGCAAGAGCUGUUAUGACCUAUAUUGCAAAGAAGUGUGGUAUUUGCUUCCAGCCUCCAGCCAUCAUCCUCAUCUACAAGGAGGAAGACAAGGACAAAACUCGACAGCGUAUCAUGCCUAUCCGAAAUUUCUCCAAGUUCUCAGACUGUAGCAGAGCUGCUGAGCAGCUGAAGAAUAACCCUCGGCACAAAGCUUACCUGGAAGGAGUCUCGCUGCGUCAGCUAGAGAAGUUCUAUGGUUUGCUGAAAGGUCAUUUGGGAGGACAGAGUCUAGCUGAGAGCCUGGAACAGAUUCGUCAGGAAGAGACUAUCGACCCAGAAGAGGAUAUGAACAAAUUAGAUGAUAAAGAACUAGCCAAAAGGAAGAGCAUCAUGGAUGAGCUCUUUGAAAAGAACAGGAAGAAGAAAGAUGACCCAGAUUUUGUCUACAAUGUUGAGGUUGAGUUUCCGCAGGAUGAGCAGCUAGAGUCCUGCGGUUGGGAUGUGGAAUCAGAUGAAGAAAUCUGAUUCUGGACAAAGAUUUCUUAGAGGGACAGUUCAAAGAGAA